Messenger RNA from Fonsecaea pedrosoi CBS 271.37, 1647 nucleotides. RefSeq lists its product as uncharacterized. Gene Ontology annotation, molecular function: monooxygenase activity; heme binding; iron ion binding. The transcript has 6 exons. The record is from RefSeq and is a predicted model, not a curated record. Bases 1 to 1647 code for a protein of 548 amino acids. Lineage: Eukaryota; Fungi; Ascomycota; Eurotiomycetes; Chaetothyriales; Herpotrichiellaceae.
AUGGGUGUCUUUGAGGCUUUGUGGUUCGCAACGAAGAAGUCGUCACUCUUUCUUCCGCUCGCCUGCUUGGCUCUAUGGAUAUGCUACAACGUCGGGCUUGUCGUCUAUCGCCUAAUCUUCAGCCCCAUCGCUCACUUUCCGGGCCCCAGAAUCGCGGCGGCAACUUACUGGUACGAGUUCUACUACGAUGUCAUCCUGGGCGGACAGUACACUUUCCGCAUCCGCGACCUUCACAAGCAAUAUGGUCCCGUUGUCCGCAUCAACCCGCAGGAGUUGCACUUCUACCCGCCUCGAUUCUACGAGGAGAUCUACGCAGGACCAACACGACGCCGCGAUCGGUGGGAACGCUACACCCAGGGCUUCGGCAUGCCUGGCGCGGGGGCAAGCACGAAUCCCCACGACUUGCACAAGGCGAGACGAGCGGCCCUGAGUCCCUACUUUAGCAUGCAGAGUGUUCGGAAACUGCAAAGCGUCAUCGAAGAGAAGGCGGAUCUCUUGCUGGCCAGAGUCAGAGAAUUCGGCAACGUGAGAAAAGGGGACGAAAGGAAGCCUUUGAACCUGGAGGUCGCGUUCGCCGCGUACGCGUACGACGUCAUCACGGAAUACGCGUUCGCCCGCAGCGAACAUCACCUCGAAGCCGAGGACUUUGACCCGUGGAUGCUCAAGGCGGCCUCUUCAACAAGCUCACUGGGCCAGAUUGCAAAACAAAUGUACUGGCUCUUUUGGCUGGUGUUGAACAUUCCAGAUUGGAUGGCUCGGAGACUCGAUCCGAACGCGAGCCGUUACUUGCAAUUCAAGCGGGACAUCAAGAACCAGAUUGAAAAUAUCCGCAACGGCGUCGACACGUCCCACAAGACGGCCUCGCACCCGACAAUCUUCCACGAGAUCCUCGACAGCUCCCUCCCGGCCGUCGAGAAGCGCACGGCCCGCCUCGCCGACGAGGGUGCCACGGUCGUCAGCGCGGGGGCGGUCACCACGGGCUGGACCCUGCCGGUCACGGUCUUCUACCUGCUGUCCAACCCGGGCGUCCUGCAGAAGCUGAAGCGGGAACUGUACGAGGCGAUCCCGGAUCCCACGACGCCCACGCCCUUGCCCGAGCUCGAGCGCCUCCCGUACCUCACGGGCGUCAUACAAGAGGGCCUCCGACUGAGCUACGGGAUCUGCACGCGCCUCGAACGGAUCGCGCGGGACGAAACCCUCGUCUUUGUCGUCAGCGACGACGACGACGACGACGACGACAAGCACGCCGACAGCGCAGGACCUACCACGUGGACAAUCCCCCCUGGGACCCCGUGCUCGAUGAGCAGCUACCUGAUCCACCGCGACGCCGACACUUUCCCCUCGCCACACGAGUUCCGACCCGAGCGGUGGAUCGAGAACCCGCGCCUGGACAGGUUCCUGGUUAGCUUCUCCAAAGGCUCGAUGCAGUGUCUGGGCAUCAACCUCGCGUACGCGGAGCUGUACCUCGUGCUGGCCAAGCUGUUCCGCGUCUACGGCGGCGACGGGGUGACGUUUGACGGCGACGUCGGCCGCCUGCACCUCUUUGACACGACUUUUGACAGGGACGUCGACAUGCGCGAGGACAGGUUCAUCCCCUUGCCGAGCAGGGACGCGAAGGGCGUGAGGGUCCUCGUGGAGCUCUUCUAG